AUGGGAGAUAAUAACGCAUCACCAUCGGUGAAAGAAACGAACAUAUUGUCAUUUCAAUGUCCAAUGUUAAAGUCAACUAAUUAUGCAAUUUGGAGCUUGCGAAUGGAAGUGAUUAUUGGGAUUCAUGGAAUAUGGAAAGUGGUAUCUCCGUGUUUAGUUGACGCUAAGAUGAACAAUAUGGUGAAAGCUCUCCUAUUUCAGUCGAUACCGGAAGAUUUGAUUCUUCAAAUUGGGCAACUCAAAACCGGUAAGGAGAUGUGGGAGGCGAUUAAAACACAAAAUCUUGGUGUUGAACGCAUACAAAACAACAACACAAUAGAUGAUUUUGCAGCAAAGUUUUCUCGUAUAGCUUCCAAAUCCGCCUCACUUCGUGAAGUAAUACCCGAACAGAGAUUGGUAAAGAAAUUUCUCACAAGUCUUCCCAAACGUUUUCUACAAUUUGUGGCGUCACUCGAGCAAGUUCUAGAUCUUAAAAAGAUUGGGUAUGAAGAUGUGGUUGGAAGAUUGAAAGCUUAUGAAGAAAAAAUCAAAGAGGAUGAUAAUGAAAACGGGACUCAAAGAAAGUUGUUCUUUUCUAAAGCUCAAAGUUCCAACAAGAAUCGAGACUCAAACAAGGGUAAAAGUUGUGGUUUGAACAUUCGUGAUCCUGGUCGUGUUCGUGGACAACGUGACCUCUCAACAAAUCUCAAUGUGAUACAAGAAGGAGAUACGGAUUAUGAGGAAGGAACUUUGUUUAUGAUGAAUCGGUUUCAAGAAAAGAUUUAUUUGAAUGAAGAUAAGUUCAUCCCUCCAAAGAUCGAGACUAGAACAGAUGAUGAUGAUAUAUGGUACUUUGACAACGGCGUGAGUAACCACAUGACUGGUAAUCGUUCUUACUUUUCCGAAUUGAAUAAACUUAUAACUAGAAAGGUAAAAUUUGGAGAUGGGUCAGGUGUGGACAUAAACUUGUUUGAAGGAAAGAGUGGAGAACGAAAGUUAGUAAAAGAUGUUUACUAUAUUCCAUCUCUCCAAAGUAACGUGAUCAGUCUAGGACAAGCUACGAUAACUGGUUGCGAUAUUCGUCUUCAAGGUGAUUUCUUAACCAUGCGAGAUAAAAGUGGAAGAUUGUUUAUGGAAGUUUCACGGAGUGGAAAUCGUCUCUACAAAACUCGACUGCGAGUUGCGAAACCUCAACGUGAUUGUGUUGAGAACAAACAAGUGAUAGUUGAACAUAUUUUUGGAGACAAACAAAAGGUGGAUCCAGUGAUAAGACCUUGGCGUGUGCAAGGUUCAAAUGUUCAAUGA
This is a messenger RNA of Erigeron canadensis, 1284 nucleotides long. RefSeq lists its product as uncharacterized. Bases 1 to 1284 code for a protein of 427 amino acids. The transcript has 3 exons. NCBI's taxonomy places the organism in Eukaryota, Viridiplantae, Streptophyta, Magnoliopsida, Asterales, Asteraceae. The record is from RefSeq and is a predicted model, not a curated record.